Molecule: messenger RNA, 1338 nt
Organism: Pseudogymnoascus verrucosus
Lineage: Eukaryota; Fungi; Ascomycota; Leotiomycetes; Thelebolales; Thelebolaceae
Exons: 2
Coding region: 229-903 (224 amino acids)
Source: RefSeq, a predicted model, not a curated record
CCCCAAGCUGUCAAGCGUUGAAAGGAGAUUGUCUUGAAGAGAGAUUUGCAGCUUGUAUCGUGCGCUUAACUGGAUUCAUUCGCUGUUGUUGUUAUAUUGCUUCUUUUACCCUUUAUAAUACUUACAUCUUCUCACUGUCGCUCCAUCCGUCAAAGCAUUUACCAAAGAAACUACUCGCUCAAGCUCUUUCAUCACCAACACAAAACCACAACACAAACACAAGUCACCAUGCGCUUCAUCUCCGCUCUCCUGGCCGGCGCCCUCGCCGUCGUGGCCGCAGCCCAGACGACUGGCUCCCAGCCAAACCCCUUCACCAACACUGACUUCUCGGGUAUUACUGCUGGAAGCCCAAUCACCAUCACCUGGACGCCAACCACUGAGGGCACCGUGACACUGGAGCUCGUCCACAGCGACACCGGCAACAGCGAUGAUCUGAAGCCUGUUGCUACCAUUCAAGCCAGCAUCUCCAACUCCGGCUCUUACACCUGGACCCCUGACUCCUCCAUCGUCAACGGCAGCGGCUACGCACUCAAGAUUGUCGACGACGCCAACCCAGACGAAUAUAACUACACCCUCCAAUUCCCUAUCAAGACCGACACCGAGUCCGCCGCCCCAACCUCCGCCUCCUCCACUGCGGCACCAACCUCCACCGAGGAGUCAUCCACCUCUACCACUGAGGAGUCCACCACCACUGAGGAGUCCACCUCCACCGAGACCACCUCCACCGACGCGAGCUCAACCACCGACGCGAGCUCUACCGCCGACUCCACCACCACCUCGGCCCCAACCACCACCUCGCACACCGCUGCGACCUCCACCAGCCAGGGUGCUGCCGCGACUGGCGGCGCCAAGGUCGGCGCUGGCCUCAUGGGCUUCGUCGGUGCUGCUAUGCUUCUGUUGUAGAGCGUGGAUGCGUGAUAGCCUUGAUACCAAAAGUUCGGUAGAAGGGGGGGAGAGGAAGAGGAGGUUGUUUGUUGUAUUUCAUGGCGGCGGGUGGAGGAGGAUUUAAUGGGAUGUGAUGUGAGAAGGGGGUUUUAUUUCGUGGAUAUAGUUUUGUGUGUCGCUAUGCAUGGCGGUGUAUGUAGGCUUUGAUUUAUUCACAGCGGGAGUGGGAGCUUUAAUUCGGGGGGAGGGAAUACAAAGAUUUCACGUAAUAUGUUCCGCGUCUGUGUCUCGAUUGUUGGUUGGCGGUGAGUCCCCAGUGUGUUGUCUGUCAAUGUGAGCCAUCCAAUCUUUUGUCUGUCUGUCUGUUCAGUGUCUAUCCUAUUAUAUAUAUAAUAGAGAUUUUUGACGAGUGUCGUGUCGUUCGAUGCGGGGUUCGUCUGAUGUUUAUGCGUG